AUGCUAUUAUCAGCGCAAUGGCGCCCUCAUUCUGAGCAACUAAAGCUGUGGAUUAUUGGCUCAGCGAGCGACGUCACGACACUUUCCCUCGCCCGCGACUAUGUUAAUAACCUCGAUGUAGGGAGCGUUUUACAAACGUUCGAAGAUGGUUUGGAGCUCACUGGCAUUCUUCCUGUCAUCAAGUAUCCUCUUGGCACACAUACUUUCUCGAAGCUCUCUGCUCACUUCGAAGCUUCUGCUGGCGAGCUCAACGCGAGCGAACUUCACCAGCUUGCGUCGAGCAUCAGCCUCUCCCCGGAGAACUUGGAUUACUAUGAUGCAACGUUGAGCACCCCCGGUGUCAUAGCAGCGAUCCGAUGCUGUUUACAACGUGCAGACAACUCAGAACUGAUUGCCUUUGCACGACCGUUUUGGCGGAGAUGCGAGCAAGCGCUGCAAGUGAGUACAGGACUGGCUUCUCUGGUUACUCAAAUCACUGCUGAUGAGCUGGCAUUUCGCCUUUCCACCUCUAGCGACAAAACUACUUUUUUUGAUAUUACCCUGAUGGAAGGCUUGCCACUGGAGCAAAAGGGUAUGGAAGGGUUAGUAAAGCACUUACAGUCCGCCACGGAGGAAUUGGAGAAAGCAGACCUUUUAGAUCUGCUGGAGAGAAUUGCAGCGCCAAGGAACUCUCAGCGUUAUGCAACAUGGGGUAUGGCUGUUCAGAAGGCACUUAUCGAGAAGGGUGGGGUGACAGAUGCUAAUUGUUUUGAGGUUUUUGUUAGGCUCAUGCUCACGGGGACAAUCAUUGACGAUUCAAUCUGUCGCCAAAUAUGCAAAGCAAGUGGGUGCAUUGGCUCUGAGCGUACUCUAGAAGUGCUUAAUGCGUGGCGAGAUUCGAAUUCAACUACAUGCUCAGGCUCUACUUCCCUGGAAGACGUGCAGGCGGCGCUGCAACGCCACAUACGCGUGCAGCUAGAGCAGUCUCAGCCUGAAACAUCUACUGUGGAAUACUUGGAGUGGGUGUUGUGCCUGUCUUUUUUUUCCCAGACAGAUGCAUCAUCCUUGCUUAGCAGGGCCGUGACAAGCGGAAGACUCUCCGGCGAGCUAUCUGCGAAAGAAACGGCGGUUGUGUGUGAUGUUAUGAUCAGCACCUGCGUCAUUCCCCACUCGUUGCUCUCCGCUAUUCGUCGCAGCGUGGAAAGCAAUGAGCUCAGUCAACGCGCCAGUGUGCACGCACUGUACAUACUGCAACGAAGUGGCAUAAAGGCCUCACCUACUCUUAUCAAGAGAGCAAUUGGUCGCGCUGGGGCGCGUCUCGUAGCUGCUUGCACUCCCAAAAAAAGUGUUGACGACGAGCUUUCUCCCAGGGAUAGGGCUCUACUGGUCGCAGGACUCUGCUUUGUUGACGAUGAACAGCAACCCGUCCUGUUGCGGCGAAUUGUCGAGUCUCAGGAGGUGUCUCUCUCCGCUGCGAUGUGUUUCCUUCGCCAUGCGGGUCAGGCAACUACGAAUUCAAGCCGUUGGGUCAGAAAGACCGCACUGAGUCGGGUACUAAGGUCUGCGAGCAGUUGUUGUGCGGAGGAACUCAGCCUGGUUCUCUCAGCUCUUUCUGAUCUCGGCGUUCGGGACGCAACCGCGUUUCAGCGCGUGCUCGAAGAACUGAAGCGAAAAGCUCCCCGCACAGAGGACGUGGUAGUGGCUGCAAAGGCAGCGCGUAAUUUAAGACUUACGUCGCUUCUUGAGCAAUCAGAGCUCAUUGAGAGCUUGAGCCACAUCGCGAGCGUUUCCUCAGAUGAUCUUCUAGUUCUGCUGAGCUGCUGCACAGCAAAGCAGCGGCAAGCUCUUUUGCUUUUCCCGGAUGUGACUGCGGCUCUCAAUCAGAUUUCACUCGCGGAUAGCACGACUUCGGAUUUGGUGCUGCUCUUUACCUUUUUAUCGUCACAAGACGGCAAGAGAGCAGAGGUGGUUGCUGAGCUGCAAACCCGAGAGCCUGUUGAGCGAGGUGCUCUCUCUGCUGAUGAUGUCUUAGCAGCGUUUGAGUCUGUUGACUCCAGCCAAGAGGUGGAGAACCUUGGCAGGGUGCUCAUCCGAGCUGUUCAAAACUGCGGAGAGAGCCACUUGAUGCGCCUACUCCGAUGUGCUAGCAGGUAUUCGAAGGUUCCAAAAACCUUCUUUCGCCUUGCGGGGAAGCCUAUUAUCUCUGCAGCGAAUGAGAAAAGGUUGUCCCCUGUCAACGCGAGCGCGUGGCUGAACUUUUACGUUAAUAACCAGAUCCGAGAUGAUAGCGUUGGAAGGAGCCUACUCUCAUUGCUAUCGCGUGCACAAUCACGCUCUCCUUCGCCGCUCUAUCAAGACUAUUGCCGAGGGGCUCGAUUUUACGGAGUCAACGUGAAAAAAACCUCAAAGAGAAAGCAGCUUUCUGAUUUCUCGCUGCUGUCUCCUCAAUAG
Leishmania braziliensis MHOM/BR/75/M2904 is the source of this 2430-nucleotide messenger RNA. RefSeq lists its product as hypothetical. The transcript has a single exon. The record is from RefSeq and is a predicted model, not a curated record. Lineage: Eukaryota; Euglenozoa; Kinetoplastea; Trypanosomatida; Trypanosomatidae. Bases 1 to 2430 code for a protein of 809 amino acids.